AAUAGAAAAAUAAUCAUGAUUUAGCAUGCCUACGACAUUCGCAAUCACCCUUGCUGCCAAGAGCCCACGGAGAACAUUAGUCUCUCGAUGAUCAUUGACGCGUACGAGAUCUACGGGCACGACCCGACAGACAAGCUCGAUCACCUGGCUCAUUACCAGAUAGAGAUGAUGAAGAUUAAAAGAGCACCUGAUCAGUAUAUAAUUAAUGAACACGUCCACAUCGCAACUGAUCAUCUCGGAAGAUUUAUAAACAUGCACAUAAAAGAACUCAAGGUACUGUUAAUCGCUUUGGACGAUGCGAUAGACAACAUGUUGACAAUGUACGACAAUCACAACGCAAUCAAAACGGAGCGAGUUGCUACGUUCAACUCUGGCGCUGGCGGGGCUGUCCCGUCUGAAUUCUAUCUUAGUCAAGAAUUUUACUGUGGCAAGAAUGUCUACAUCUUCAUAUCGGAGCUGUACAGCGAUAUAUACAACAUGGGGCGCGGGGUCGCCCCCUACUGCAGGGGUCGGGGGUUCCAUUUUCUGGGGUUCAUACAUUUCGCCGACGACAAAAAAUACUAUCUGGAAGAGGAUCCGAGUAUAGCCUUCCAAGGAGACAACUACAUACAUGGUCUGGAGUGUCAUCUAGGUAUUUGUAUUUACAGGUUUCCCUUUAAAAAGAGUCUCCAACACGUGAGGGACGUGUCAACGCUUCCGAAGGCGAUCGUUAAAUGCGGUCUCAUAAUGUACAAGCUACCCCCGCUUACCGCCGCGUCUUGUAUCAUCACCUCGGGAUCUUUUAUACUAGAUUUUAAUAUUCAAGGGAUAAGAUUUAGACAUUAUGACUAUAUGCUGUUUCUUCCAAAUGGCCAUUCAUUUUACACAAAAGAAAAACAAACUCCGUUAGUUUGCGACCAUCACGUUUGCGAAUGGAACAACACCAAUUUUUACGGGGGACCCUUUAUAAUCCCAGGCGACCCUGGCACAGGGUUGUCACCAAUCCCGCCAUACCUCGAACAAACCACGGAGCCGUUUUACCGUUCUACGGAACCGUCUGUCCCCGAUUAUGGCAACAUUACUUACACCUUGGACGGAUGUUGGUUUAUGUUCCCUCCUAACUACGGUUCCAUAGCCGGUGUCAGCUACCUCGACCCUCUCACCGUUAACGAGUACCGGUAUACGUGCUCUGGUACUGGAAAUAAGGGUUUGUAUUGGUAUCCACAAUGGAUGGGCGCCCCGCCACAUCAUCCGUACCCUCGUUCUGGGGAUUCCCCGGCAGACCUCCACGCGGACGUGCCUGGCGUGUUCUACCCUCAUCAGUCCGCCGCUGAACUACCACCAGAGAUACCUGGAUUCCGCAUUGGCACUAAUUAAAUACAUGUUUAUAAUUUAUGAUGCUUGUUUACAUGUUCACUUAGGUAUAGUUUGACCAGAAAUAAAAAUCGCUGCGUUGGGAGCGCCCGAUAUAUUGUUUAGCUAUCUGGACUUUGAAUGCUUGUAGAAGAAAUUAUUCCUGUGUGUACCGCAACAUUACAAGGAUUUUUAUUCUUAUAGCCAAGUUACACAUAUUGUUUCCUUUACUGUUUCACCAAG
Molecule: messenger RNA, 1575 nt
Organism: Bicyclus anynana (squinting bush brown)
Lineage: Eukaryota; Metazoa; Arthropoda; Insecta; Lepidoptera; Nymphalidae
Exons: 9
Coding region: 88-1356 (422 amino acids)
Source: RefSeq, a predicted model, not a curated record